AUGUCUCAAAAGUUGAAGAUGGCAGAAUACGCUCAAUUGGAACCAUAUCAGUUCAGACAGCUUUGUCGAGACGCAAAACAUACCUCCCACACGUCUGGUGCCUGUGAAAAAUAUGCCCAGGCCAAUCUUAUAGUGCUCCCAAAAGAGUACGCAAACGAUUUCAUUAACCUGUGCCUUCGUAACCCAGUACCAUGCCCACUGCUAUGCCAAACCCCAGUUGGUGACCCUUUUACAGUAGACGACUCAAGGUAUCUCCAGAAAGGUUUUGACCUGAGAACUGAUUUUCCCUCGUACAACAUUUACGAAAAUGGGGAGCUGAGACUAACCAAAACAGAUGUCAUGGAUGAAUGGUCUAGUAACCAUAUAGGGUUCCUAAUUGGCUGCUCACAUUCCUUUGAACAUGAACUUUGUGAGAAUGGACUAAUUCCUAGGCAUCUAACACUUGGACGAGGAGUGCCUGUUUACAAGACCACCAAAAACCUUGAUCCGGCAGGUGUAUUCAUUAAUUGCACGUAUGUUGUCAGUAUGCGUCCCUACAAACCAGAAGAUGUGCCAAAAGUUCGUAAGAUUACUUCAAGAUUUAGAAAAACACAUGGAGAGCCAAUUGACUGGGGUUACGAUGGAGCAGAGAGACUAGGAAUUCCUGACUUGAAACGCCCAGAUUUCGGUGGGCAACCUGUCAUUCAUGACAAUGAGAUUCCUGUGUUCUGGGGAUGUGGGGUGACACCUCAGCUGGUAGUGAUGCAGCAAAAGGAGAAAAUCAGGGGCCCUGUUAUCUCUCAUACUACGGGUGCGAUGUUGACGUUGGACAUUACCAGCGAGCACAUAAAACGUUUAGGAUGA
Messenger RNA from Ogataea angusta, 843 nucleotides. RefSeq lists its product as uncharacterized. Bases 1 to 843 code for a protein of 280 amino acids. Gene Ontology annotation, biological process: glutamate metabolic process. The transcript has a single exon. The record is from RefSeq and is a predicted model, not a curated record. Gene Ontology annotation, molecular function: D-glutamate cyclase activity. NCBI's taxonomy places the organism in Eukaryota, Fungi, Ascomycota, Pichiomycetes, Pichiales, Pichiaceae.